CCAGGCGGAAGUGAGUGCCGGUGUCAUCCGAGGAGGAAGCUGGCGGAGGGAACAGGCGUGCUGUCGAGCGGCGGGCUUGGGGGCCCAGCAUGGCGGCGGAGCGGCUGGGCGAUAUGUGGGCCGAGACCCCCCUGGAGAGCCGGAUCUUCUGCUCGGUGCUGCUCUUCUCGUGGGCCGUCUACCUGUGGGAGGCGCUGCUCGCUUGGCGGCAGAGGACUGUGUACAGGACAACCACCCAUGUUCCACUGGAGUUAGGACCGAUCAUGGACUCGGAAACAUUUGAGAAAUCUCGCCUUUAUCAAUUGGAUAAAAGUGCUUUCAGCUUUUGGUCAGGGCUGUACUCAGAGAUAGAGGGCACAGUGAUUCUUCUGUGUGGAGGAAUCCCUUUCCUUUGGUCUGUAUCUGGAGACAUUUCAGCUCGUGCUGGUUUUGGGCCUGAAUAUGAGAUUGUUCAGUCCUUGGUGUUUCUGCUGCUUGCUACACUCUUCAGUGCUGUCACCGGUCUUCCGUGGAGCCUCUAUAAUACUUUCGUCAUCGAGGAAAAACAUGGCUUCAACCAGCAGACUCUGGGAUUCUUUUUUAAAGAUGCAAUCAAGAAGUUUAUAGUGACCCAGUGUAUCCUGCUGCCAGUAACGUCGCUCCUACUUUACAUCAUUAAAAUAGGUGGAGACUAUUUCUUCAUUUAUGCAUGGCUUUUCACCUUAGUAGUUUCUUUGGUCCUUGUCACAAUCUAUGCAGACUACAUUGCUCCCUUGUUCGAUAAAUUCAUUCCACUCCCUGAAGGAGAGCUGAAGCAGCAGAUUGAGGAGAUGGCAAAGAACAUAGACUUUCCUCUGACCAAAGUGUAUGUGGUGGAAGGUUCCAAACGGUCUUCCCACAGCAAUGCCUAUUUCUAUGGCUUCUUCAAGAACAAGCGUAUUGUGCUGUUUGACACUCUCUUGGAGGAUUAUUCUGCCCUUAACAAAGAGCGCCCUGAGGAGCCUGGCUCAGAGAACCAGGUGGCUGGAGGAGACGGGGAAGAUGCCGAGGCAAAGGCUAAAGCCAAGAAUAAGAAGCAAGGUUGCAAAAAUGAAGAAGUCUUGGCUGUGCUGGGUCAUGAGCUGGGGCACUGGAAACUUGGCCACACGAUUAAAAACAUCGUCAUCAGCCAGAUGAACUCCUUCUUGUGUUUCUUUUUAUUUGCUGUGUUGAUUGGUCGAAGGGAGCUCUUUGCAGCUUUUGGAUUUUAUGAUACUCAGCCAACCCUGAUAGGCCUGUUGAUCAUCUUUCAGUUUAUUUUCUCUCCUUAUAAUGAGGUACUCUCCUUCUGCUUAACUGUAUUAAGUAGGCGAUUUGAAUUUCAAGCGGAUGCAUUUGCCAAGGAUCUUGGAAAGGCUACAGACUUGUAUUCCGCUCUGAUCAAGUUAAACAAAGAUAAUCUGGGAUUUCCUGUUUCAGACUGGUUGUUUUCAAUGUGGCAUUAUUCUCAUCCUCCACUGUUAGAAAGACUUCAAGCACUGAAACAAUCGAAGCAAGACUGAAUGAAAUAACUACUGGCUCAAAGGAGCUUCCAUCCCAAAACAAAUUUCCAGUUUCUAAAAACCAUCUAUACAUAUAUAUAUAUUCAUUCCAUUCCUGAGCACACCAUUCUGCAUAGCAACAUGUGCUGUUCACCUUAUUUGAAAGUAGCGCCCAAAAAUCCUGUAUCCAAUUUACGGAACUGAAUUUUAAAGAGAAAUACCUUGCGGGGACUGAAUUGGGAAGGAAUGAAAUAUGUAAAGUUUUAUCUGAAAAUCUUAACAAAGCAGUACUUGAGGGGAAAGUUUUACUUGUCACAGCCUGAAGUAUCCAUGCUUGAAUUUGUGAAAGCUUUGAAUGUGACUUUUGUACCUUUUAAGCAGUUUGUCUGGGUGUUCUUACAGUACGAUAAACUUCUAGCUUUCCUACCUCAUUCAAUGAGGGGGUCUGAUCCUGGAUAACUAUCCUUCCCCCCCUCCCCUUUUGACCGUUGGAUUUCAAGCAUUUAAACCAAACGCUCUCUGGACUGAAAGUGUGAACUUUCCCCUUUAGGUCCAAGUUCAUACCUGCAAUGAAUGAAAAGGCUACUUUUUACAGAGAAAAUAAAGUCACCUUUCUCCCUGUAUGGGGAAUGGAGAAUAAAUUGCAGCUCAUGAAACAU
Molecule: messenger RNA, 2158 nt
Organism: Lacerta agilis (Sand lizard)
Lineage: Eukaryota; Metazoa; Chordata; Lepidosauria; Squamata; Lacertidae
Gene: ZMPSTE24
Product: zinc metallopeptidase STE24
Exons: 10
Coding region: 90-1520 (476 amino acids)
Biological process (GO): CAAX-box protein processing
Cellular component (GO): endoplasmic reticulum membrane
Molecular function (GO): metalloendopeptidase activity
Source: RefSeq, a predicted model, not a curated record